Molecule: messenger RNA, 2546 nt
Organism: Choloepus didactylus (southern two-toed sloth)
Lineage: Eukaryota; Metazoa; Chordata; Mammalia; Pilosa; Megalonychidae
Gene: NAGLU
Product: N-acetyl-alpha-glucosaminidase
Exons: 6
Coding region: 72-2306 (744 amino acids)
Source: RefSeq, a predicted model, not a curated record
CCGUCCCGCCCCCUGGCCCGGAGCCGAGACUUAGUCCCCAGCGGGCCUGGUCUGGCCGAGACCGCUGGACCAUGGAGGCGUUGGCAGUGGCCGCGGCUCUGGGGUUCUUGCUUCUGGCUGGGGCGGGAGCCUCGGCCCGGGAUGAGGCCCGGGAGGCGGCGGCCGUGCGGGCCCUCCUGGUCCGGCUGCUGGGGCCCGGGCCGGCGGCCAACUUCUCGGUGUCGGUGGAGCGCGCCCUGGCGGCCGAGUCGGGGUUGGACACCUACCGCCUGAGUGGCGGCGGCGCCGGGGCGCGGGUGCGCGUGGCCGGCUCCACGGGCGUGGCGGCCGCCGCGGGGCUGCACCGCUACUUGCGCGACUUCUGCGGCUGCCACGUGGCCUGGUCCGGCUCUCAGCUGCGCCUGCCGCAGCCGCUGCCCGCAGUGCCGCAGGAGCUGACCGAGGCUACGCCCAACAGGUACCGCUAUUACCAGAAUGUAUGCACGCAAAGCUACUCCUUCGUGUGGUGGGACUGGGCCCGCUGGGAGCAGGAGAUCGACUGGAUGGCACUGCACGGCAUCAACCUGGCACUGGCCUGGAGCGGCCAGGAGGCCAUCUGGCAGCAGGUGUACCUGGCCUUGGGCCUGACCCAGUCAGAGAUUGAUGAGUACUUCGCUGGUCCUGCCUUCCUGGCCUGGGGGCGCAUGGGCAACCUGCACAGCUGGGCUGGCCCCCUGCCCCGCUCCUGGCACCUCAAGCAGCUUUACCUGCAACAUCGGAUCCUGGACCGGAUGCGUUCCUUCGGCAUGAUCCCAGUGUUGCCUGCAUUUGCAGGGCAUGUGCCCAAGGCCAUCACCAGGGUCUUCCCUCAGGUCAAUGUCACCCAGAUGGGCAGCUGGGGACACUUCAACUGCUCCUACUCCUGCUCCUUCCUCCUGGCUCCAGGGGACCCCAUGUUCCCGGUCAUCGGGAGCCUCUUCCUGCGGGAGCUGACCAAAGAGUUUGGCACGGACCACAUCUAUGGGGCUGACACUUUCAAUGAGAUGCAGCCCCCCUCCUCGGACCCUUCCUACCUUGCCGCAGCCACCGCUGCCGUCUACGAAGCCAUGGUCACAGUGGACCCCGACGCCGUGUGGCUGCUGCAGGGCUGGCUCUUCCAGCACCAGCCCCAGUUCUGGAGGCCUCCCCAGGUGGGGGCUGUGCUGGGGGCCGUGCCCCGGGGCCGCCUCUUGGUUCUGGACCUGUUUGCUGAGACCCAUCCCGUGUAUAUCCACACGGCCUCCUUCCAGGGCCAGCCCUUCAUCUGGUGCAUGCUGCAUAACUUUGGGGGCAACCAUGGCCUGUUUGGGACCCUGGAGGCCGUGAACCAAGGCCCUACUGCUGCCCGCCUCUUCCCCAACUCCACCAUGGUGGGCACAGGCCUGGCCCCUGAGGGCAUUGGCCAGAACGAAGUUGUCUAUGCCCUCAUGGCUGAGCUGGGCUGGAGGAAGGACCCAGUGCCAGAUCUGGCGGCCUGGGUGACCAGCUUUGCUGACCGGCGGUAUGGGAUCCCCCAUAAGGACACAGAGGCAGCAUGGAGGCUCCUGCUCAGGAGUGUCUACAACUGCUCCAGCGAGACCUGCAGUGGACACAAUCGCAGCCCACUGGUCAAGCGGCCGUCCCUGCAGAUGGAUACCACGGUCUGGUACAACCGAUCAGAUGUGUUUGAGGCCUGGCGGUUGCUGCUGUCAGCUGCUCCUACCCUGGCCACCAGCCCAGCCUUCCGCUAUGACCUGCUGGACAUCACCCGUCAGGCGGCCCAAGAGCUGGUCAGCUUGUACUAUGGGGAGGUGAAGGCUGCCUACCUGAAGAAGGAACUGAUUGCCCUGCUGAGGGCUGGGGGCAUCCUGGCCUACGAGCUGCUGCCCGCCCUGGACGAGGUACUGGCAAGUGACCGCCGCUUCCUGCUGGGCAGUUGGCUGGAGCAGGCCAGGGCAGCAGCGGUCAGUGAGGCUGAGGCCCAUUUCUAUGAGCAGAACAGUCGCUACCAGCUAACCCUGUGGGGACCAGUGGGCAACAUCCUAGACUAUGCCAACAAGCAGCUGGCAGGACUGGUGUCUGACUAUUACACUCCCCGCUGGCAGCUCUUCGUGAAGGCGUUGGUCGAGAGCCUGGUCCAGGGCAUCCCCUUCCAGCAGCACAAGUUUGACACAGAUGUCUUCCAGCUGGAGCAGGCCUUCAUCCUCAGCACACGGAGGUAUCCCAGCCAGCCGCAUGGUGACACCGUGGACCUGGCCAAACAGCUCUUCCUCAAAUAUUACCCCCAGUGGGUGGCUGGCACCUUGUGAAAGACCACCCACCACUGGGCUGUGUUCUCCCAAGACUCCAGGCCAGGGCAGGUUCCCAGGCACCUGGAGCUGGACAAGCAUCACAGAAGGUCCCCAGGUGUGGGAGAAGGAACCCAGGGCCUGCUGGUGGGAUCGGGUUUGGGGGAAUUUGGAGGGAGAUGCUGCCCUCCACCACCAUCAUCCCAGAAUUUGGGAUCAAAGUACUGUUUCACUCAAUCAAUAAACUGAUGAAUCAACCUA